CCCCACAGAUUAGCUUCAUAGUUACUGUGAAUUACAUUGAAUAUAUAUAUGGUUCUUCAUUUUGGCGGGUACUUUCGUUACUAGUAUCUCAUAUUUUUCUAUGCUCGUAUCUAAAUUUGAUCUAGGUAGUUCCCACCUUAAAAGUUUUAUGAUUCCCAGAAUUAAUUAUCCAUCGCAUAAAUAAAACUGUUUCUGGUAGUGCAGAGGCCCUAUAACUGAAAACAUGCCACCGAAAAAACCUCCUGCGCCUAACGCGUUCAGCAUGUUCGUCAUGGAUUUCAAAAACCAACAGGGCAUGAAAUUCAGCAGCACGAAGGAAGCAUACGAAGCGGCGGGACCUUUCUGGGCGCGAAUGAGUGCCGCCGAGCGACGUCCCUAUCAAGAACAGGCGAAGCGAGAGAAAAAGCCCGGUAAAUACACGUCUGAGGGUUUGAACGUUGAGGAUUUGACACGUAAACAGAGGGAAGAAGCCGAAUUUCAAGAUCAAAUGCGCCAGAAUAUCAGGCAGACCAUUGACCUGGCCAACAUGAAAGGACCCGAAGCCCUAGCAAAUGAGACAUUCUUCAUUAUCCACUUCAAUAUCUUUUGCUACCACCAGUCAAGCAACCAAUACUACCCCGCAGAAGUAGCAGCGGUUUGUUUUAAUUUAAAGGAUGGCGUAAAGGCGGGAAAUGUGUUCCAUGAAUUUAUUCUUCCGGGUCCUUUACCAUUGGGCUAUUCGUUCGAAGCAAGGCAACAUUCAGACGAGACGCAUCAAAUUGCGGUUCCAUACGAAGAUGUUGAGAACAACAUGGAGGAGGUUUUCGCGAAGCUCGUUACUUUUCUCGAGAAAAAGAAACCUGAAGGCGUAAGCCGCAUGCCAAUACUAUACGCCAAUGAAAAGUACCAGAAAAUGUUCCAGAACAUUUUGGACCGUUGGAGUUUUGACUAUGAGGGUGACGAAAGUUUGUUCCGAGUGUACAGUCUGCAAGUUCUGUUCUUCUCAUUACGAAACAGGGUGUCAGGAGGUGAAGUGUGGCCCACAUACACAUUCAGCGACCGCGAAAUCGAGAAGGAUGUGUACGCCUAUGACCCAGACAUUGCUUGUGAUUAUCACAGCGCCACAUCUAAGCCCUUGUACUGCAGCAAGUCGACGGUUUUGCGUAUGGUUUAUAUCAUAUGCGAUCAUUGCUGCGAAGAACUGGACAUUGAACUGUUGCCGGGUCAACAUGUGCCCCUUAGGUCUGCUGUUCCACUCGGCGCCCCUAGCGUCCAUAGUUUCAACAGCCUCACAAGCCGCAGUUCGCGCUGGGGCUUGGGCAGCGAGUAUGACGGCGACUCUACCACGGACUGGGAGAACAAGUCUUUGAUAUCGGAGUCGUCAGUAACGACAGUGGAUUUUCCACCGUUGGGCCGCAAUGAGGCAAAUUCGGAUCCGUUUCCCAGUUUACCACAAAGUAACUCAUCAGCCAUCCGGAAUUAUUCGGAUUCACUCGGGUCAAAGGCAAUGCCAUCCGCGUUCGAAAAUGCUCACUGCAAGGGUAGAGGUUUUCGCAAAAGAGAUGACGAUUGUAGUAGUACAGCUUCCUCUGCAGUUAGUGGAGUAUGGAGGGGGUAUGAAUCUAGCAGAAGUGUUCACGUGGCGCCAAGGGGAAGGGGUAUUAGGCGCGGGGCUGUGACCAAACCUGGACCAGCUAAUUAGGCUGUGUGGGAAUGAGCACCCGUCUUAUUAAAAUUUUAUUUGUUGGCUCCAGAGUUUAUAUAUAUUUUUUUGUCAUAUUUUGCUUUGGUCGUGUACCAUUUUAAUUUAAUAAAGAUUGAUACUUUUUCGACGCAA
This is a messenger RNA of Cylas formicarius (sweet potato weevil), 1816 nucleotides long. RefSeq names its product protein maelstrom 1 (gene mael). Gene Ontology annotation, biological process: male meiotic nuclear division; piRNA processing; spermatogenesis. The record is from RefSeq and is a predicted model, not a curated record. The transcript is spliced from 10 exons. Gene Ontology annotation, molecular function: sequence-specific DNA binding. The coding region runs from base 224 to 1681 and encodes 485 amino acids. NCBI's taxonomy places the organism in Eukaryota, Metazoa, Arthropoda, Insecta, Coleoptera, Brentidae. Gene Ontology annotation, cellular component: P granule; nucleus.